Molecule: messenger RNA, 225 nt
Organism: Opisthorchis viverrini
Lineage: Eukaryota; Metazoa; Platyhelminthes; Trematoda; Opisthorchiida; Opisthorchiidae
Exons: 1
Coding region: 1-225 (74 amino acids)
Source: RefSeq, a predicted model, not a curated record
AUGACUGAACGAUCAGAUCGGCUGAUUCCGCAUCACACCAGCCCUUAUGCGGAAGUAUCGGUUUGCGAGAUUUUCUGGUUGCUACCUGGAACACCUCAGGUAGAUGUUGAUGACGAAUUUCCGUAUGCUUUCGGUGAUACUCGUGAGUUUAUUGCACUGGAACUUAAUUCAACCAACCUACCUCCAACAGGACCACUGAGCAACAUACGAAUGGAACCAUUUUGA